Amphiprion ocellaris (clown anemonefish) is the source of this 4161-nucleotide messenger RNA. RefSeq names its product COPI coat complex subunit alpha (gene copa). Gene Ontology annotation, biological process: intracellular protein transport; endoplasmic reticulum to Golgi vesicle-mediated transport; intra-Golgi vesicle-mediated transport. The record is from RefSeq and is a predicted model, not a curated record. Gene Ontology annotation, molecular function: protein binding; structural molecule activity. Gene Ontology annotation, cellular component: COPI vesicle coat. NCBI's taxonomy places the organism in Eukaryota, Metazoa, Chordata, Actinopteri, Pomacentridae. The transcript has 30 exons. The coding region runs from base 147 to 3830 and encodes 1227 amino acids.
AAGACGGAGAAGCAGCUAAAUGGGCGAAGGCGACCAGGCCACCUGAGUGAACCUGUCUGCAAGAUUUUAGCUGUUUUAUACCGUUCGCGUGGAGUUGUAGUUGACUACAGCAUUAAAAUCAAAGCCCCUACUGUUCAGCAGGGACGAUGUUAACGAAAUUUGAAACGAAGUCGGCCCGUGUUAAAGGCCUGAGUUUCCAUCCCAAAAGGCCAUGGGUUUUAGCAAGUUUGCACAAUGGAGUAAUCCAGCUGUGGGACUAUCGGAUGUGCACUCUGAUCGACAAAUUUGAUGAGCACGAUGGACCUGUCAGAGGCAUUGAUUUCCACAAACAGCAGCCUCUAUUUGUGUCUGGAGGAGAUGACUACAAAAUCAAGGUGUGGAACUACAAGUUGAGACGCUGCCUCUUCACCCUGCUGGGACACCUCGACUACAUCAGAACCACCUUCUUUCACCAUGAGUACCCGUGGAUUCUGAGCGCUUCAGAUGACCAGACCAUUCGUAUCUGGAACUGGCAGUCCAGGACCUGCGUCUGUGUGCUGACUGGCCAUAACCACUAUGUGAUGUGUGCCCAGUUCCACCCAUCCGAGGACCUGGUGGUGUCAGCCAGUUUGGAUCAGACUGUGCGAGUGUGGGAUAUCUCCGGUCUGAGGAAGAAGAACCUGUCUCCAGGCGCUGUGGAGACGGAGGUGCGUGGCAUCUCUGGUGUUGACUUGUUUGGUGCUUCGGAUGCUGUUGUUAAGCAUGUCCUUGAGGGUCAUGACCGUGGGGUGAACUGGGCAGCCUUCCACCCCAGCAUGCCUCUGAUCGUGUCUGGAGCUGAUGACAGGCAGGUGAAGAUCUGGAGAAUGAAUGAGUCCAAGGCGUGGGAGCUAGACACAUGCCGUGGUCACUACAACAACGUGUCCUGUGCCGUCUUCCAUCCUCGCCAGGAGCUCAUCCUGUCCAACUCUGAGGACAAGAGCAUCCGGGUGUGGGACAUGUCCAAGAGGACCGGAGUUCAGACCUUCAGACGUGAUCACGAUCGCUUCUGGGUGCUGGGGGCUCACCCGAACCUCAACCUGUUCGCUGCAGGUCAUGACAGUGGUAUGAUUGUCUUCAAGCUGGAGCGUGAACGUCCUGCCUACGCUGUGCACAGCAACAUGCUGUACUAUGUCAAGGAUCGCUUCCUCCGCCAGCUGGACUUCAACAGCAGCAAGGACACUGCUGUCAUGCAGCUUCGCAGUGGGUCUAAGUUCCCGGUGUUCAGCAUGUCCUACAACCCAGCUGAGAAUGCUGUCCUGCUCUGCACCAGAGCGACCAACCUGGAGAACAGCACCUACGACUUGUACUCAAUUCCCAAAGAAAGUGACUCUCAAAACCCUGAUGACCCUGUUUUUUCAGCACCGGAGGGGAAAAGGUCUUCUGGUCUGACAGCAGUUUGGGUGGCCAGGAACAGGUUUGCUGUCCUGGACCGUAUGCACUCUCUGCUGAUUAAAAACCUGAAGAAUGAAAUUGUGAAGAAAGUCCAGGUGCCAAGUUGUGAGGAAAUCUUCUAUGCCGGGACCGGCUCACUGCUGUUGCGCGAUGCCGAUGGCGUCACACUGUUCGACGUGCAGCAGAAACGCUCUCUGGCCACCGUCAAAAUCGCCAAGGUCAAAUAUGUGGUGUGGAGCUCCGACACCAGCCACGUGGCUCUGCUGGCUAAACACGCAAUUAUGAUCUGCAACCGUAAGCUGGAGAGUCUGUGCAACAUUCAUGAGAACAUCAGAGUGAAAAGCGGAGCCUGGGACGAGAGUGGGGUCUUUAUCUACACCACCUCCAACCACAUCAAAUAUGCCCUCACCUCUGGUGAUCAUGGCAUCAUCAGGACCCUGGAUCUGCCCAUCUAUGUGACCCGUGUGAGAGGCAACAGUGUUUACUGCCUGGACAGAGAGUGCAGGCCUCGCGUCCUCACCAUCGACCCCACAGAGUACCGCUUCAAACUGGCCCUGGUCAACCGCAAAUAUGAUGAGGUACUCCACAUGGUGCGUAACGCCAAGUUGGUGGGUCAGUCCAUCAUUGCUUACCUGCAGAAGAAGGGCUACCCCGAGGUAGCGCUGCACUUUGUCAAAGAUGAGAAGACGCGCUUCAGCCUGGCUCUGGAGUGUGGCAACAUCGAGGUGGCGCUGGAUGCAGCCAAAGCCCUCGAUGAGCGCAGCUGCUGGGAGCGUCUGGGUGAGGCGGCGCUGCUGCAGGGUCACCACCAGGUCGUGGAAAUGUGCUACCAGAGGACCAAGAAUUUCGACAAGCUCACCUUCCUGUACCUCAUCACCGGCAACUUGGCUAAGCUGCGCAAGAUGAUGAAGAUCGCUGAGAUCAGGAAGGACAUGAGCGGCCACUACCAGGCAGCUCUCUACCUGGGAGACGUCAGUGAAAGAGUUCGCAUCUUGAAGAACUGCGGACAGAAGUCUCUGGCUUACCUGACUGCAGCCACUCAUGGUCUGGAUGAUGAAGCCGAAACAUUAAAGGAGAACUUUGACCCAGAAAAGGAGACGGUGCCAGAGGUUGAUCCCAAUGCACAGCUGCUGCAGCCUCCUCCACCCAUCAAUCCUCUGGACACCAACUGGCCUCUGCUCACCGUGUCAAAAGGCUUCUUUGAAGGAGCCAUUGCAGCAAAGGGUAAAGCAGGUCAGAUGGCUGCCGACUUGGAUAUGGAUGCCACAGGAGGUGAAGGAUGGGGAGAUGAUGCUGAACUCCAGCUGGAUGAAGAUGGUUUCAUGGAUGCUCAGGAAGGAUUAGGAGAAGAAGGAGUUGGGAAAGAGGAAGGAGGGGGAUGGGAGGUUGAGGAAGACCUGGACCUUCCUCCUGAGCUGGACGUGCCAGUUGGUGCAGGUGGAGGAGCAGAGGACGGCUUCUUCGUGCCACCCACCAAGGGCAUGAGUCCAACCCAGAUGUGGUGCAACAACUCCCAGCUGCCAGUGGACCACAUCCUGGCUGGAUCCUUCGAAACUGCCAUGAGACUACUACACGACCAGGUUGGAGUUGUAAACUUCGGCCCCUACAAGUCGCUGUUCAUGCAGACACUGUCCAGAGGACGCACCUGUUACCUGGGACUGCCCUCCCAGCCCUGCCUGCGCAGUCAUCCCCAGAGGAACUGGAAGGACUGUGGGGCAAAGCAGGGGCUGCCUGCUGUCGGUUUGCGCCUCUCCGAUCUCAUCGCUCGCCUGCAGCAGUGCUACCAGCUGACCACGGCUGGCCGGUUUGAGGAAGCUGUCGAGCGCUUUAGAGCCAUCCUGCUGUCUGUGCCUCUGCUGGUGGUUGAUAAUAAGCAGGAGAUUGCAGAGGCUCAGCAGCUGAUCACAAUUUGCAGAGAGUACAUAGUGGGUCUUACUAUGGAGACUGAGAGGAAGAAAUUACCUAAAGACACUUUGGACCAGCAAAAAAGGCUCUGUGAGAUGGCUGCUUAUUUUACCCACUGUAACCUCCAGCCAGUCCACAUGGUGCUAGUGCUGCGUACAGCUCUGAACCUCUUCUUCAAACUGCGUAACUUCAAGACAGCCGCAGGUUUUGCACGACGCCUCCUCGAGCUUGGACCGAAGCCAGAUGUGGCACAGCAGACUCGCAAGAUUUUGGCUGCCUGUGAGAAGACCCUGACGGACGCCCACCAGUUGAACUACGACCCCCAUAAUCCAUUUGACCUGUGCGCUGCCUCUUUUGUCCCCCUCUACCGUGGACGCCCCAUUGAGAAGUGCCCUCUGUCUGGAGCCUGCUACUGCCCCCCUUACAAAGGGCAGAUCUGCAGGGUCACACAGGUGACGGAGAUCGGCAAGGACGUGAUUGGCCUGCGUGUGAGUCCACUUCAGUUCCGCUAAGACGGCGAAGAAGAAGAUGCUCAGCGAAACACAUCCACUCUUGCUCUGUAGAAAUAAAACAGUUAUCGGCAUGAGAAAUGGAAGCAGAGAUAUAUGUUUGCUCACAGUGAUAUUAAAAAAUCUUCAAUCCUUUUUAGCUGUUUUCUCCCAUGCACCACCUAUUCCUACAAAAAGCUUUUCCUUGUUUUCGCCAAUGCUGUGUGCUUUAUUAGAGCUGUGAAAACUUAACUGUUAUGUCUUUUCUAACUUGUAUGACAUGAAUAAUUGAAGCUGUGCAGCAGUGCUCCGUGUAUCUGGAAAAAUGUAAUUAAAGUCCCUGUUGUGGCAUUGA